GCGUUCUCGUUAGCUUCCUGAAGCGAAAAACCCCCCCGCCCCCACCAUAUUCCCUGUUUUCUUCUCCUCCCCGGUGCUCUAAUUUCGCGUUUCUUUCGUCGAUUUGCUCACAAGAUCUUGAGUCAAACGCGAACACACCGACUGGAUGUUGAACGUGUCGGUGAAAAGACCAAACCUGUGAACGAUCGUUCACUCUUUGAUGCAGUUUUGGUAGUUUUCAUUUCCUUUGUUCCUUUCUUCGGUUUCUUGGUUCCUUGCGGAUCCUGUGAUGGAGGGCGAGGCAGCGAAGGGGGGAACAGAGCGGCUGUUAUUGGGAAUGGAACGAUCCGCGAGAGAUUUUUUGCGGCGAUUCGUUGGGAAUGGAUACGGAGACGAGACGACGGAGGUGACGGAAGGGGACUCCGAUGAGAUCGAGCUUAGCCUCGGGCUCUCCCUCGGUGGGUGCUUCGGCGCGGACCCCAAGGGGAAGAAGCUGGUCCGCUCGUCGUCGAUCGCGUCCUUCACGUCGCUUCCGUGGGAACCCGAGUUCCCGGUCGUCCCGGCUGCCGCCCUGACGAGGACGAGCUCGCUGCCUACGGAGACUGAGGAGGAGCGGCGGAAGCGGAAGGAGAUGCAGAGCUUCAAGAGGUUGGAGGCGAAGCGGAAGAGAUUAGAGAGAAGGAAUUCGAUCAGGUCGGGGGCGGCAAAGGCUGGGGAAAAACCAGACGAGGAAGUGACGGGUUCGAUGGCAACGGCGGCGGCGGACCAUGUCGCAGGCGCAAGAAAUGGGGUUACUCCUCCAGGUCUGCCGGCUUGGACGGUGGGUGGGUCGAAAAGGGCGGCUGCUCGGCCUGUGGACGUGCCUGGGAACUUUCCGCCGAUCUCACAUGGAUCUCUUGGAUCGCAGGGGAGCAGCACCGCCGGCGCGUGUGCCUUGGGCAACCGGGCACCGCAAGGGUUUGGCAUGACAGAGACGAAGAACUCCUCCAUGAUCCACUCGGCGGGCAAUGAAACAUCAACCAAGCAAGUUGCUGUAAGAGCAAAUGGGAUAAAGGAGAUGGAGAGGAAGAUGAUGGAGAAGAUGCCAUUCGUGUCUACCAGAGGCGAUGGGCCCAACGGGAGGAGGAUCGAAGGCUUCCUGUACAAGUACAGGAAGGGGGAAGAGGUGAGAAUAGUGUGCGUGUGCCAUGGCAGCUUUCUCACCCCUGCCGAGUUCGUCAAGCACGCCGGUGGCCACGACGUCACCAAUCCCCUCCGCCACAUCGUCGUCAACUCCUCCCCAUUCUCCUUGUUGUGACCAUGGACUUCGAUCGUCACAGAAAACAAGAAAACAUAAUACCAAGAGAUGCGUUCGGGUGUACGUGUUCUUAGCUGUAGCUAGUAGCUCGAGGAGGCCGAAUCCUGCAGAAGCUGCAACUGUGGGGGGAUAUGCAUAAACAAGACGAGAACCAAUUUGUUGGUACUAUUUCAGAGGUAAUGGAACAGCAGAGCAUAUAUUACAUCCAGUCAAUACUAGCAAGCAAUUAGCAUUCUUCCAUGGAGGAACAACGCCAGCUGCUAAGAUUUGGUCAAAAAAGGAACGCAAUAGAACAAGAUGUUUAAGAGACGGACAACUUGUGGAUCUCUUCCAAAAGGUAGCUCGACUCAGCUGCGCAGUCCACAGGAGCCUCAGCCCUGACCGUUAUCCUCUGCCUCCUGUCAUUCAUGAACUCGGUGUAUGCAACGCUGACCCGGAACAGGUGCGGAACCCAUGUUGCUUCUUUCAGUUUGAGUUGGUAUUUCUCGUCACCUUCCUGCAUACAUCAACAAGGGAACAAGAUGACUGAGCCAUGGAUCAAGAACAAGCAACGGAUCUUACUGGUUUUACUUUCAGAAGUAGUUACCUCUGUUUUUACCCUGUCAAGCUCAUCAGCAGAGCAUCCCAUGAUUUUCUCUGCCGGCUCAUUGAAAACCGAAAGCCAGGCUUCACCUGAAGGAUCCGAGACCUUUACCACCAUUAUAUAUCUGUACAGGCACAAUUGGACAUUAGGAAGUGUGAGAGCUAAUGCAUGCUUGCUUCUCUUUCUUCUAGGCUGUAUAUUGUUACCUUAAGGAGCACUGAUCAUCGUUCUUCUGGCACGAUUCACACCAGUACCCAGAACCAACAGCUUCGGUAACCUUCUUGUUGCAUGUCUUGCAUGCUCGGUACCACAUUGUCUGGUCAGGCUUGAUGAAACUUACGUAGACGUUUAUGCUGAAGAAGGCAGGCUGUCCACGAAGUAGUUCAGAAGAACCGGGAAAUGAUGAUGUUACACAGCUCAUUAAUUAUUUUUUUGUUGGCAAAUUCAUCAGUUCGUACCUUAUCUUGACCCAGAGUUGGAUCGUCUGUUAUUUGAGAAAGGAAGACCCUAUCAGAAUACAUGGACCUCGAUCCAGUCUUGGAGUUAGGGGAGAUCAAGUUUGAACCAAUGGAUGCCAUUGAAGUGCCUUUCCCUUCUGAAUCAUACCUGUCGAAUCACAGCAAGAAAGUAGUUACAUUCGCAAGCUGACAGUAUACAUUUGGAAGCCAAGAAUCUCACCAGGAUCUCAGCUUCUUUGUUUCAGGUAAGUCUGGAUUGAUCACCACUGUGCUUCUGCUUAAAGUUGAUAAAGACACGCCUACGACAUGCACUCAAAAUUAUGAAUAUGGUAAUACAUUGACAUUUUGCA
Musa acuminata subsp. malaccensis (wild Malaysian banana) is the source of this 2667-nucleotide messenger RNA. RefSeq names its product ninja-family protein 6. Gene Ontology annotation, biological process: negative regulation of DNA-templated transcription; signal transduction. NCBI's taxonomy places the organism in Eukaryota, Viridiplantae, Streptophyta, Magnoliopsida, Zingiberales, Musaceae. The record is from RefSeq and is a predicted model, not a curated record. Gene Ontology annotation, cellular component: nucleus.